AUGGAUCCUCAGACGAUGCAGGCGACGAUGGACGCCAUGCGCCGCAUGAACCCCGAGCAGAGGCAGAGCAUGAUGGCCACCAUGCGCAACAUGGACCCUGCCAUGAUGCAGGCGGCCAUGAGUCAGAUGAACAACAUGAGCUCCUCGGACUGGGAGGCGGCCAGGCGGCAGAUGGCGGGGAUGGACGCCGCCACCAUGGCGCGGCAGGCGGAGGCGGCGAGCGCGCAGUUUGCGGCGCAGAAGCAGUACGUCAUCAACGGCAGCAAGGCGCUGAAGGACGAGGGGAACCGGCUCAUCGCGGCCGGCAACCAUGCGGAGGCAGCCGCCAAGUACGAGCGCGCCAAGUCAAACCUGAAGGACCUGGCGGGGUCAAAUCCUGAGGCCCGGGACCUGCGCCGGGCGUGCGUGCUGAACCUGAGCGUCUGUCUGCUGCGGCUGGGCCGCUAUGAGGCGUGCGCGGAGGAGUGCGGCGCGGUCCUGCAGGACGACCCGUGCAACCUCAAGGCGCUGUACCGCCGCGGCCAGGCGUACCUCGAGCUCGGCCGGCUGCCCGAUGCCGUGUCCGAUUUGGAGGGCGCGCUGCGCCUCGCGGGCAGCGACCCCGCGCAGCAGCAGCCGAUCAGGGAGAAGCUCGAGGUAGCCAGGAAGAAGCUGGCCGCGCAGCCUCCGCGCGGCGAGGGCGCGGGUGCGGGCAAGGGCGCUCCGGCGGUGGCGGCGGGGCCGGCGGGGGCGGAUGACGAGGACGGCAAGGUGGAAGAGGAAGAGGUGGAGGAGAUCUUCACGCCGGCCGCGGCGCGCGACGAGGCGCGGCGGCGCGAGCAGCGCGAGCAGGAGCGGCAGCGGGAGCAGGAGCAGGAGCGGGAGCGGGAGCGGGAGCGGGAGCGGGAGCGGCAGCGGGAGCGCGAGCGGCGCGAGGCGGCGGCCGCGCCGGCGGCGGCGGCCGCGAACGGGCUGAGUGGAGACAUGCAGCAAAUGGCCGCGAAGAUGAUGGCCGACAACCCAGAGAUGCUCAAGAUGGCGGCGGAGAUGAUGGCAAACAUGCCGGCCGACCAGGUUGCCUCCAUGGCGGCCGCCGCGGCGCCCGGCAUGACCCCGGAGAUGGCGCGCGCCGCGGCGGAGCAGAUGCGCCGCAUGUCGCCGGCCGAGCUCAAGAACGCGGCGAGCGUGGCCGCGGCCGCCGCGGGCGGCGCCGGCGGCGCGGCGGCAGCGGCGGCGUUCCCUGCGGCGGCGGCAGCGUCCGGCGGCAGCGGCAGCGGUACCAGACAUGAUUGA
Monoraphidium neglectum is the source of this 1272-nucleotide messenger RNA. RefSeq lists its product as hypothetical. The coding region runs from base 1 to 1272 and encodes 423 amino acids. The transcript is spliced from 7 exons. NCBI's taxonomy places the organism in Eukaryota, Viridiplantae, Chlorophyta, Chlorophyceae, Sphaeropleales, Selenastraceae. The record is from RefSeq and is a predicted model, not a curated record. Gene Ontology annotation, molecular function: protein binding.